CACACUCCCCCUAGAAGUGGGACUCUUAACCCUUUAUAAAUACCCUGUGUCUGCCAUCUUCAACUUCACAAGAUCUUGUUAUGCCAAGUUGUUUACAAGAUAAUAUUUUGGAAUUUCAUCCUGUAAUCAGUUUUCGAUCUUCCAAAUGGCUGGAAUUGUGUUGGUUUUCGACUUUGAUAAGACGAUUAUCGACUGCGAUAGCGAUAAUUGGGUGGUCGACGAAUUGGGUUUUACCCAGUUGUUCAAUGAGCUUUUGCCUACAAUGCCUUGGAACUCUCUCAUGGAUAGGAUGAUGAGAGAGCUUCACUCUCACGGGAUUACAAUUGAACAGAUCGAGGAGUGUUUGAAAAGGGCUCCAUUGCAUCCCCGGAUCAUUACCGCCAUUAAAUCAGCCCAUGCUCUUGGGUGUGAGUUGAGGAUUCUGAGCGAUGCGAAUCGAUUCUUUAUUGAGACAAUCCUGAAACAUUAUGGGUUGAUGGAUUACUUCUCUGAGAUUAACACGAACCCAAGUUUCGUUGAUGAAGAAGGGAGGCUUAGGAUCACCCCUUACCAUGAUUUCACCUCCUCUCCUCAUUGCUGCAAUAACUGUCCUCCUAACAUGUGCAAGGGUCUGGUGAUUGAGAGGAUACAAGCUUCUACAUUUGCAGAAGGGAAGAAAAGAUUCAUCUAUCUGGGAGAUGGAAAGGGUGAUUACUGUCCAAGUCUGAAGCUUAAUGAAGGAGACAGAGUGAUGCCUAGGAAGAACUUCCCACUCUGGGAGAUGAUUCGCAGUAACCCAUUACUCAUCAAGGCAGAGAUUCAUGAAUGGAGCUAUGGAGAAGAGCUUGAAAGGCUACUAUUGCACUUGAUCAACAUGAUCAUCAUUGAAGAGAGCAGCAAGGGUCAGUUUAUUUCUGGGGAUUGCAAGUUUGAGACUAUUCCAAUUUCUAGCCAUGAAUCCUUUCCCAAAGCUCUUCCUGUUCCUCAUUAAGUCUUCUCAUUAGACAACUAAUUAAAUGUUGGUUCAGAAGCCAAGCCAACUACAUAGCUUUUACUCUCUUUUUUCCUUUUCUUUUUAGGAGGUUCUCCUUUCUUUCAUAUUAGUGAAAAAGCUGCAUUUCUGGUUGUGACCCAGUUCUGUAAUGUGAAAAAGGAACAGAAAUCCAUAGAAAUAAUGGAAGUGGAAAUGGAAAAUCCAGUUUUAAAAUUUCAAA
This is a messenger RNA of Macadamia integrifolia, 1193 nucleotides long. Its product is annotated as inorganic pyrophosphatase 1-like. Lineage: Eukaryota; Viridiplantae; Streptophyta; Magnoliopsida; Proteales; Proteaceae. The coding region runs from base 146 to 970 and encodes 274 amino acids. The record is from RefSeq and is a predicted model, not a curated record. Gene Ontology annotation, molecular function: phosphatase activity. The transcript is spliced from 4 exons.